Messenger RNA from Lytechinus variegatus (green sea urchin), 3343 nucleotides. Its product is annotated as E3 ubiquitin-protein ligase Midline-1-like. Gene Ontology annotation, biological process: positive regulation of DNA-templated transcription. Gene Ontology annotation, molecular function: zinc ion binding; protein binding; ubiquitin-protein transferase activity. The transcript has 2 exons. The coding region runs from base 142 to 2025 and encodes 627 amino acids. The record is from RefSeq and is a predicted model, not a curated record. Gene Ontology annotation, cellular component: chromatin; nucleoplasm. NCBI's taxonomy places the organism in Eukaryota, Metazoa, Echinodermata, Echinoidea, Temnopleuroida, Toxopneustidae.
AGCUGAUGAAACAUUGCUUAAAUGCCAGGACAGGUUAUGUGUCGUUGAAUUUGUGCAGCAUUGAAUUUUCAUAUUUAUGGACUCAUGAUAAGAAGUAUAAUCUUUUAAGCAACAAGCGACGUCAGACCGAAUGUUAACACAAUGACGGAGGAAGCGAAAGUCACUCACUCAAUGCAAAGCCUGACAUGUUUGUUAUGUGUUGGCACAGUCAUCGAUGCUACAGAUCUUUCUUGCGGACAUUCAUUCUGCAGAACAUGUUUGAAAAUGUACGACGCAUCUUAUCCAGGACGGGACCACAUCGUAUGCCCUGACUGCAAGGAACUCACCCAGUUAUCAGAAAAACGAAUCGAUGGCUUCCCUUCCAAUGCAACUAUCAACGGACUCCUUGAAGAGCAUUUCCGUAAAGCGGAUGAUGACAUCACAGGAGCCAAUCCGCAGUGCAACACCUGCGAACUUCAGGAAAAUGCCGUUUGCUUAUGCAGUUCAUGCAACAACUUCAUGUGUGAGCAGUGCCUACAAUGUCAUCAACAUCUGAAAAGCGUCUUUGGAAACCAUGAUAUUAUUUACUUACGGGAUAGCAAUUCACCAUGCGGACAGUACCCAUCUCGGUUUUGCUCGACUCAUAUUUUAGAACUUAACAGCAUCUUCUGUGAAAAAUGUGUCCGAUAUAUUUGUGUGAAGUGCGUGUUUAAUCACCGCGAUCACAAUCUGAAAAAGAGUGAUCAAUUAGUUAGUGAACUGAGGGAGAAAGUUGAAAACCUCAGUGAACGAAGUAAGAUGAAGAAAGCACGGUUACAAAGGAAUAUCAAACAAAAAGUAUUGCAAAUGCAGAAUGUGCAGUCACUUGUGAAGGAACUCAGGGUAGCUGAGUACGAUGUGUACAAGGAGAAGGAGAAGAAAUUGAGAGAAAAUCACCAAGUACUAGUUGCGGAAAUAGAUGCACUGGAGCAGGAUUUCCUUCGCAUUCUUAGCUCUUUGAAAGAAAGUGAUCGGCAGAGAAUUAGAAGCAUCUGUAGCAAGACAUCAUUGAUCAACAGUUGCAAACUCGGUUGUCUUGAGAAAAACAGUUUAUGUACUCAUGCCUUGUUUUGCGAAGAGCUAGAAACCAUGCUGGAAACGGGUAUUGAUGACGAGUCUGCUGUAACGGUUGCAGAGAUGACAAAGAGCUAUACAUUCCAGUCUUUGAGAGAGGAUAACACACUGGAACUUGGACAUAUAACCAUGAAAUCAUCCCCCACCCAGUUACAUGUGACAAAGUCCGUCAGUCUUUGUGGCCAAAUGUGGGGAAUCACCAAAUAUUCUAGCGAGGACAUCGCUGUGGGAUACUGGGGUGAUCACUGCGGUAUUGAUAUUAUUCAUUCUUCGGGCAAUUCGAAGCAGUAUCACAAAUUUCCACCCUUUGUAGAAUGUUGCGACUUGGUGUUUCAAGAAGAUGGCACGCUGUACGCAUCAACUACCAAAAAUGAAGUGCGUAUGUAUUCGGCAAAGGGUUAUUGGGAAUCAACGAUUGCUUUGGAAAGUGAUGGGUAUCUCCUUGCAUUAAGCAGAAGCCCGUCGGAUGAAAUACUUCUCACUAAUGGGUCAAAUCAUAUAUACAUAUAUGAUUCGACGGGUAGCAAAGUAGAACAUACGGUGCAAACAAAAUACGUUACCCUACAGGUAUCUGCCACAAGUACUGGUCUUAUGGUGGCAAGUUGUUCCCGUACAAUAGAACCUGAUGUGGUUGUCGUAUACGACAGAAACGGUAACGGUGGCAAGCUCCUAGAUGCUCCCAAGAAUAGCUGCCUCUACCCUGCAGUUGACCAAGAGGAUAGGGUGUAUAUAGCAAGCGUUAACUGUGAGACUGGCAGAAUGAAGAUCACCCGUUACGUCAUUGAAGGUUUGGACCUUAGGGAAACAUCGGAGUUCAUCCACACUGACUUUGUUCUUCUACAGCAUGGAUGGUGUUGUCUUGUAGCCCUAUCUCCAAAUAACCUUGCAUUUGCCUGUAAUGACAAAGUUCACUUCAUAAAUGUUUCGAUUUGACUUUUUUAAACAAAAGCAAGUGCACACCAAGUUACCAACAAUGCAUGUAGCAUUUCCAUUUAUUUGAAAGCAGGAGAAACAAAGAGCAUUGUACAUCAAUUGAUUUGCUCACGGGCAUAGGUGUCGCGGCCGGGGAUCGAAUCCCGGUCUUUCCAUGUAUAGCGCCAGGCGCCUUAGACCACUUAAAGGGAAGACUUAAAGGGAAGAAUCGAUGUAAAAGGUUUCUCGACAUGGUCCUCUUCAGUCCAGACGGAAAAGCUCUUGUUUUAUAAUAGUAGUCAAAGGUUUGUUCUUGAGUGAUUAUAAACUAAUUAUCGGACGUGUUAGUUUUGAAACCUGAUUUUGACUUUGGUGCAGGCUCAGUAUGAUGUGAAAAAUAAAGCAAAUCACGUUAUUGUAUGUAAUCUUAUAAUUGCAAAUUUGUUAUAUACAGUUGGCUUAAAUUUUAUGCAGUAUGAUUCAUUGCCCCCUCCAUCAAAGAAAAGCUAUACACUUCCUUGUUAGACCCCACCUUGAUUACGCUGUUGCAUCAUGGGACCCCUACACACAUGACACAGACGAAUAUAGAUAGUAUUGAGAGAGUCCAAAACAGAGCGGCUAGAUUUGUCGCUAACACGUACGGACGUGACACUAGCAUCAGUGCAAUUCUUAAGGACUUAGAAUGGGCCCCACUCCGUGAAAGAAGGAAAUGUCAUCGCCUAACUUUCCUUGACAAAAUCAUGAAUGGCCAUCUAGAUACAGAUUAUGAAAACUUCAUCAAGCCCAAGCCAUCAAGAGGCAGAAAAGGACACACUCGACAAUUACAACAGCAGUACACAAACUCAGACUCAUUUGUCAAUUCCUUCUUUAUCCGAACUAUCAACCAGUGGAAUAGCCUUCUACCAGAAACUGUAGACCAGCCAUCAGCGACAACUUUCAAAAAUGCCCUUACUAAAGACCCAAUAAUUUACAAAAACCUGGACCACACUAUCCGGCACACCUCCAGUUAAAACUCUUCUUUGGGGUAUUUCGGAGGAACAUCAUACCAAGUACCAAGCACACAAAGACAUGAGCCUUAAUUCUUUCAGCACUCAUCAGAGAGCUCGACGGACAAUUAUUCUUAUCCUGCCUGCACGUAUCUACUUAUUACAAAACUUGGAUGGAUAGGUUUCCUGAUGUGUAAUCAGAAAGUGUUCAUAAUUGUAAUUAUUGGAGUAUAGAAUUUCAUGCAGUUGUAGAAAAUGAAUUGUAGUUUACGGGUGUAAAUAUAUAAAGAAUAUAGUCUUGUAAUUGUAAUAUUACACACAUCUAAAGUGCCUCAAACAUAUCAACGCAUCUA